Molecule: messenger RNA, 4171 nt
Organism: Rhopilema esculentum
Lineage: Eukaryota; Metazoa; Cnidaria; Scyphozoa; Rhizostomeae; Rhizostomatidae
Source: RefSeq, a predicted model, not a curated record
UAUCUUGUCUGUCGUUGAUAAAUCAAACCGGAUAUAUGGCAUUGAAUUGCAUGAAUACCUGGAUAAACCACUGGGUAAACAAAUACGGUGCUCGAGGAAAGACGUGCGGCCUUGCAUCAGCAUCAGUGGCAUAAGCUAGAGGAGAAAUUGCAACCAAGUCAAUCAUGAAGGGGUAUCAGUACUUUCGCAAUAUGCUUGGGGAAAAUCUCAGUGAUGAAGACAUGCAAGUUAUAAAACACGGCAAAGGUGAACUGUAUUACCAUGUGAUGUUGAAAGAUGUACAGGCAUUUGCACUGCUUGGAAUGGUAAUUAUUGGGCCUGCUGUUCAGAUGAUCAGGGGACCAAGAACUCUUGCAGCAGUGCAGGCCACUGCUAUCAAGUAUGGAAAAUGUGGUGCUGUUCUUGGAAUUCCAGCUGGUGCUUUCAUGAUGUACAUGAGGGAACGUGGUGCAAACAUUGAUGCUGAUGGUUAUUAUGAUCGUGCUUACAGACUAAGGAAAAAUAGGAACCAAGUUCGUGUGGACAGAGGCAGUUACCUUGGGGCACUUGCUGGAGUAGGAGGUGCUUUAGGUAUGGGGGCAUCUGUUUCCUCAGGUGCAGUUGUUGGAAUGGUAGGAGGCACAAUUCUUGCUGGAAUUUACAAUAGUAACAAAGACAAACAUGUUUAAAACUUAUUAAUAAGAAUUUUUCAAAGCAAUUUUAGGAAAAGUGCUGUUAUUCAGAUUAUGGACACAUUGGAACCAUUUAUUUCAUAUCUUUCUUUACUGAAUUCAUCAACAUUCUUUAUUGUUUGUUAAUGUAACAUAAUUGAGCCUGCUAACGAUAAUCGUGAUAAACAAAAACAAAAAAGUAUUGGAAAAAGGCACAUAUUUUUAAACAAUGUAUAUUCAUGUAUCAUUUUUUGAGAAAAAAAUUAAUUUGGAAACUUAUGAACUGGUAUUGAAAUGGCUGAAGCUUUUUUGUCAAUUAUUAUCAUUAUUAUCAUAAUUAUUAGUCUUUUUAAGUCAUCUAGACACUUUCAAGUCCUGUGUAACUGUGUUUUCACAAUGUUUGUUUCCUGGACGCACUAUUUUCAGCAUCUUUAAAAGACAGAUUCAUAGCUUUGAGACCUUGUGAAGCUACAUCUUUCCACACUCUGCUUUGCUUGUUUGAACCAUCAACAGUUAGAGUUAUACACUUUUUGAUCCAUGAUGAACUGCGUUCAAUAGUCCAAACCAUCCCAUUGUAUUGCAAUGUAGUACAACAUCAAGACUUUGUAGGUGUAAUUUUUAAUGUGGAGGUCAGAUGUACUAAUUCGUUCACUCCAAUUGACAUUACACAUGAUACAUAUAGUGACACCCACAGCACCAUUGCUCUUUUAUUACGCUUUAGCUUGUUUAAAUCGUCCCCCCCCCUCCCCUUUAAAACCCAACAUUUGGAUGCAUGCAGCAUGACACCUCUAACGCAAUUUCUGUAGUUAUAACCACAAGUUUUUGGUGAGAUUGCCUUACAUGUGAGAAUGGGCAAAAGUAAAGUUUUAAAAAGGCUGAUGUUUAGCAAAUCGGUGUUGGUUGUUCACUGGAUGCAAGCAUUCUAGAAAUGUAUCUGAGUAGUGUACUCUUCGGCAGCACCUUGGUGGUGAAUGAGAACGUAAAUAAGAAACCUUUGUUAUUUCAAUGAUAAAAUCUGUGUAACCUACAUUCAGUUUCAGCUUAAUUGCAAAAAAUAACAACAAUAAGGGAGGGUAUAUCAUGCAAUAAAACAUUGGUAUUUGUUAAAAGUAAAUACCAGACAAAAAGAUACUCAAAUAUAUCUUCUUAAAGACAUCACUAGUCAGCUUAAAUUACUCACAUUUAACUAUUUUAUUUUGAGGCCUGGUGGAAUUAGAUUAAUGUUAUGCUAUUCCACAUGUAGCAUGUUUACAGCUGAUGAUUUGCAAAGAAGUUUGGAAAGUGUGACAUUCUGAUCACAGAUCUUUUAUCAAAAACAAGAGCUCUAAACCAGCAAUCCCACAAAAAGCUUAAAAUCAAAAUAUUUUUCUUGAAGGAGAAAGCAACUUUAAAUAGCAACCAAUAGUAAAAGAACAUUUGCGUUUUCUCACAGGCUGAUAGUGCUCUACAAACAAUAAAAUUUUGUUCCAAAUUAUAAAAGAAAUGAUAAUUUUCAGGGCAAUGGUGUAUUUGUAAAAAAGCUUGGAUUAUUAUAAUGUCGUUGAAAGUAGAGAUUUCUAGUUGUCCUAGAAAGAUUAAAACUUCUUUACUGCAGUAAUGAAGAAUGAAAUACAAUUGUGUUUCAUUUACAGUUUACAAAUUCAGUUCCCCUAGCUGUUUGCUGUUGAUUUGCUUUGAUGUUAUCUUUGCUUUGCAGCAGUUUUGACACAUCUGCACAAAGUGCAUACGGAAUCAUCAAUCAUGUACUGUGUUGAAACAAGUCGUGGAAUUGGCUUGAACCUCUUGCAAAUAAACUAUACUUAAUCUAAUCCAACACAAACUUCUAAUUUCCUUCCUUGGCAGCUAAGGCACAAAGAAAAAGAGGACAAUGUCAUUGAAUUUAUCUUUGUAUGAUUUAAAGAAGCAAUAUAAUCUGCAUAAAUCGUAUAGAUUGUCAUUAAACAUGUUCAAAUCUUUGUGUAUAUGGCAAAGCUGCAAGCCCAAAACAGCUUAUGCAUAAGAUUGUAUCUACUCAAAUGGAGCAGGUCGCUGUGGCAAGUGGUCUGGUAGCAUGUACGUGAUGUCAUCCCAAGGAUGCCGAUACAACCCUUGUUUCAAACGGCGCUGAUCCAAAAAGUGACCUGUGAGAUGGAAUGCAUAAAAAUGAACAACUUGCAAAAAGCUAAAAUUAUAAAACAUAGCAGAGAUUUUCGUCUGACACAUUUUAGUGUGUAAAACCUCUGAGCAUUUAUCAAAAACUCUGAGCUAGGAAAUUGAUGUACCCAGUUGAGGAUCGAAAAGUUGCGAAUGCAAGGCAAGAAUAUCCCCGUUACGUCAUUGCUCACGUUUUCACACUGACCUUUUUCGAUCCACACGUGGGUAUAUCAUUAUUGUUGGCACGUUUAGCUGCAGUUUACAAUCAAGGGCGGCUUAUAAACGAGGGUGGCCUACAGUAUUCUAUCAAGAUCCUGCCAAGCUGUCCUGCUUCCUUGAAACUGAGGGAGCUAAUGCAGAAGAUAAGAACACUUCUGGGUGCUAUUGAUCAUCCCAUGAUGGACGAUAUUUUCUUAAACUUCUAAUGGUAUUUUUUGGUUUAAGUACACAGUCAGGUAUUUUUAUCUCUGCAUGGUUUUGUGGCUGUGGCUUAUAAUCAUAGGCGGCUUACAUCUUUUAAGAAUCCAAUUUGCUACAGCUUAUACUCGAUGGUGGCUUAUACAAAAGGGAGCUAUAAUUGAAUUAAUACAGUAUAUAUUUCCUAGCUUACAGUAUGUCUUGAAAUAUAUUUUUUCAAAGCCAUUUCAACCUCUGCACCGACUGAAAUGGUGCUUCAGUCUAAGGGAAAAUCAUCAAAAGCUCCUCUAAUGCGUGCAAUGGCUUGAUUUGUUUAAUACGAAGCACACACAGUCAAUCUCUCAUGCAUUCUUGACUUUGAAAAUGGAGAGUAAUUAUUACUUACCUAUAAAUCCGAUUGAUCUUCCGAGAACGAAAAGCCCAUUCAAUGCCCCUAUUGAUAUAUAUUCAUCGGCUUCUUCUCUAUUACAAGAAAAAAGUCAAAAUUAAUUCUAUUUUCCUGCUUUCAUCUUUCCUAAUAAGGUUUUCUGUAAAUAUGUUUCCUUCACCUCCGCAUAACCAAUUUUUACACUUUUUCCUUUUGUUGCUUGUGUACAUUUUUUGCAUUCAAAAAACCAAAAUGCUGGAGAUGUAAAGAAUAUAGGAAAGAAGGACAGUGGGCUCCGUUUUGGAGACCACGCCUUUUAAAAUGCUUGGCAACUCCUCCAGCCAUAAUAACUGCCUGCAAACAAGUGGCGCAUUAAUAGAAAAACUUUUGAAAAUAAAAUACUUUCCAAACCAAAAACAUCGACUGGGCCUUAUGGGAUGACAAGUAAAACUUACAGCUAGCCCAUAAAUUAGUUAUGAAAAUGACAAAUCAAGAUGACUAUGUUUGUUUGCAUCUAUAUCUGCUUCGAAGUAUUCAAAAAGAGCUAUCUACUUAAUACAGUACCUUUAAUUGGCAAGUGGGCCACAGAAAAGAGAAAGCAAAA